CCACAAUGCCGACCUCAAAAUCCAGCUCAAAGCCUGCAAGUCAAGCAAAGCUGUCGAAAUCCUCGCUGGGCGCUCCGGCGCAGCACAACCAGUCGACCAGAAAAGGCAAGCGGGCAUGGCGGAAGAACAUCAACAUCGAGGAUGUGGAGGAGGGAUUGGAGGGUAUGAGGGCUGAGGAACGGGUUAUUGGGAAACCGCUGCAGAAAACGAAGGAUGAAGAUCUUUUUGUGGUAGAUGUUCAGGGCGACGAACAAGUCCGCAAAUCCCUCGCAUCACGAUUUUCUUCAAGAACACCGUUAACAUCGACCAAGAUCCUAUCUGAACGCUCCGCCGUUCCCGCUGUUUUUUCUCGGCCCUCCAAUGCCACGUCAAAAAGGAAAGCAGGGCAACUCAGUUAUGAAGAAAAAGCCCGGCUUUUGAAGAUCGCGAAGAGGCCUCGCAGAGGACCUUUCAACUCGAUCCUAGACCCGUCGGAGUAUGAAGCUGGGAGCGGGAUGGUGGGACUGAGCGAGGCUGUGAAGAGCAGCGGGACGCAUGAUGCUUGGGCGCCCGAGGUGGCAAUGGACGUGCUCCCGGAUGGGAUGGAGACGGUUCAGAAGAAGGUCAUCAAGCCACCCACAGUAAAAUAUACCCGGGACAUCAUCCAGGUCCCCGCAAUCGUAGAGCCGCACCAGGGGACGUCGUAUAACCCGCCCGUGGAGGCGCACCAUGAGCUCAUACUCAAGGCAUAUGAAGCCGAGGAGAAGAGGCUUCGGGACGCGGAAAAGCUCGCGGAGGUGAAGAAGAAGAUGGAAGAUUCGUAUAUGGUUGAACCUCUCGAGGAAGGGUUGGCUGCUGGGAUGAAGUUGGCUGAGAAGGUUCUUGUUGAGGAUGAUGAGGCGGAAGAAGAGAAGGAGGAGAGGGUGGUGAAAAGCGUUCCUGAUCGGAAGACAGCGUCGCAGAAGAAUAAAGCGAAGAGAUUACUUGCUGAGAAACGCGCUCUGGCGGAACGAGCCGAGCACAAACGGAUGAUAGCAUCCAUAAGCAACGCAAAGAUCAUGCGUCGGAGCACAGCGCGGCUCCUGUCCGAACAAGAGAAGAAGCACCUAGAGCGCCGGUUAGCUCUAGAGGAAAAAGUGAGGAAGCAGGGAUUGGUGGGGCAGAAGUUGGGGAAACAUAAAGUUCCUCAGGGCGAGGUGGAGGUGCAGCUCGGAGAGGACUUGUCAGAGAGCUUGAGGGGGUUGAAGCCCGAAGGAAAUCUGUUCAAGGAUCGAUUUCUCAGUUUGCAACAGCGGGCGUUGAUUGAGCCCCGUGUGCGUGUGUUGCCCAAGAAACGGAGGCUGAGGAUCGUAGAGUACGAAAAACACGCUUGGAAGCGGUUCCAGUAGAUAACUUUGUGAAUGAUAUGUUGCUCCGAGGUG
Molecule: messenger RNA, 1400 nt
Organism: Laccaria bicolor S238N-H82
Lineage: Eukaryota; Fungi; Basidiomycota; Agaricomycetes; Agaricales; Hydnangiaceae
Exons: 6
Coding region: 6-1367 (453 amino acids)
Biological process (GO): ribosomal large subunit assembly; rRNA processing
Cellular component (GO): nucleolus
Molecular function (GO): 5S rRNA binding
Source: RefSeq, a predicted model, not a curated record